This is a messenger RNA of Rotaria socialis, 825 nucleotides long. Lineage: Eukaryota; Metazoa; Rotifera; Eurotatoria; Philodinida; Philodinidae. The record is from the annotation of a GenBank genome assembly.
AUGCCUUGUCGAUCACAAAAAGUUCAAUCUAACAAAAAGAAAACAAAUCCAUCAUCAACCAUUGGAACCGAACAAUCAAUCCAAUUGAAUACGAAUGCAUGCAAUCAAGAAGAGAAUAAUAUAAUUUCUUGUUUGGAAUCCAUUGGCAAUUCAAUUAUUAAUAAACUAACAGGAACAGAACGUGAUCGUUUAAAACAACAACUACUUAUUUCUUAUGCUUCGCAUACAAAUUCUAUUCACGAUCUGCCAUUGUCUUCAUCAAAAACUAGUUUUGAACAAGUUUUAAAUGAUUUACAUACAUUCGAUUGUCACACUCAACGACAAUAUCGUACUGCAGGUACAGAUGAUCAUGAUUCCAGUGUAAAGAAUGCUAUAACAACAAAUGAUAAUCCAUUGGAUAUAAUAAUAAAAAAGCAAAUCAAAAAUACUAAUAUAUUAAAUGAUCACUUUCCAUCGUCGACAGCAAUCAAACAUCAUAAGAAGAAACAAACUACAAAUCCAAUAAUAGAAAAUGAAAACAAGAGUGUACCGAAUAUAAUAACACGAACAAUAUGUACAAGAAGUUCUAAACUAAAUAAUUUAAAUAACAAUAAAGAACAACCGAAUCCUGUUAUUCUCACUCGUACACGUAAACGUCGAUCAUCUGUAACAAAUAAUAUGGGUACAUCAGCUCCAGUCAAUCAUAUUGACGAUGCAAAAGGAGAAGAUCAUUUAGCUGUACAAAAAGCUAGUGAAAAUGAUGUAUGUGGUACAAGAGUAUCUCGUAGAAAACUUCAAUCGUCGGUUCCAUCGAUCGAGUGUUCAAAGCCUACAAACGAAUUUUAA